Microplitis mediator is the source of this 1252-nucleotide messenger RNA. Its product is annotated as transducin-like enhancer protein 4. The record is from RefSeq and is a predicted model, not a curated record. The transcript has 4 exons. Gene Ontology annotation, cellular component: nucleus; transcription regulator complex. NCBI's taxonomy places the organism in Eukaryota, Metazoa, Arthropoda, Insecta, Hymenoptera, Braconidae. Gene Ontology annotation, biological process: regulation of DNA-templated transcription; negative regulation of canonical Wnt signaling pathway. Gene Ontology annotation, molecular function: protein binding; transcription corepressor activity.
UCGAUGAAAAACAUAGAUGUUUACUUAAAAAAAUAUCGAUGAAUAUCGCGCAUCCCUACGAGCCCUCUUGGCCCUCUUGGCUACUGGCCCGCAUCGUGGACGGACGCAAAUUCAAUAUCUCCAGCGGAACGUGAAAAAUACACCAGAUCCCGGUCUUCAUAAUCACAUGCACCUUAAAAAAAUGGAGAAAGAACAAGAUAAAGAUAUUGGACAUCAAAGCGACGGUGAAAAAAGCGACCAGGCAGCAGGUGGCAGCAGUUCAGCUACGAGAGCGCCACUAGGUUCAAUUGGAUUUCCUGGCGGCAAACCUUUCCACGUGCCGAGUGAGGGUCAAAUGCAGCCCGUGCAAUUUCCACCUGAUGCGCUUGUCGGACCAGGGAUUCCACGUCACGCACGUCAAAUACGCACUCUCCCUCACGACGAGGUUGUGUGCGCGGUGACAAUCUCCAACCCCACCAAGUACGUCUACACCGGAGGCAAAGGUUACGUUAAAAUCUGGGACAUCAGCCAGGAUGGCUGAUCAGUAAAACUUGUGCCUGACGGCCGAACGCUUAUGGUCGGUGGCGAAAAUAGCAACCUCAUUAUCUGCGACCUGGCGGGCCCGACGCCGAGAGUAAAGGGCGGUAUGUUGUUUUCAACAGCUGCUUGCUUCGCUCUCGCAAUAUCCCCGGACUCAAAGUUCUGCUUCAGCUGCCGCAAUGACGGCAACAUCACCGUCUGGGAUCUACAUAACCAGGAUAUGGUCAGACAGUUCCAAGGACACACAGGCGGAGUCUCCUGCAUAGACAUCUCCGCAGACGGGUCUAAAAUCUGGACCGGUGGUUUCGACAAAACCGUUAGAUCUUGGGACCUCAGAGAGGGCAGGCAGCUCCAGCAGCAUGACUUUACCUCCCCGAUAUUCUCCCUGGGCUACUGUCCCACCGGCGAGUGGCUCGCCGUCGGCAUGGAAAACUCAAACGUCGAGGUCCUUCACGAAAACAAACCCGAAAAGUACCAGUUAAAUUUACACGAGUCGAGUGUCCUGUCGCUGAAAUUCGCCUCCUGCGGCAAGUGGUUCGUCUCCACCGGCAAAGACAAUCUACUGAACGCGUGGCGUACGCCAUAUGGUGCCUCCAUAUUUCAGUCAAAGGAAUCAUCAUCAGUAUUAUGCUGCGAUAUAUCAACAGACGACAAGUACAUUGUCACCGGAUCAGGAGACAAAAAGGCAACCGUAUAUGAAGUGAUAUACUAAUAGUAUAUUACACACCUAGGG